AGUUGUUCUGGAGUAAAGUUCUCUUGGGCUUAUCGUAUAAAACAUUUUUUACUUCGUUUCUCCACCUUGCACUUUAGUUAUUGGAAUUCUCAGAGAUCUUCCGCUGUUUCCCUUUGAUUAUUCACUUCUUCUUCUUCUUCUUCUUCCCAUCGAUUUGAUCUCAUUGUCGUACUUCCGGAUGCCGCAUUCUAAUCAGAAACUUGUUAGCAGCAACAGAAAAUCCAAGCUGCAUCCAAAAAAUUUCUCUGCGGAUUCCAAAAUGAGGAGAAAAGUUCGCAUAAUCUGUUACGAUCCUGAUGCAACCGACUCAUCUUCAAGCGAAGAUGAAGGAGAAAGAUAUGGAAGAAAGUUUAAUCGAACCGUACACGAAAUCCACCUGCCUCCGCUGAAGAAGACUCUCGAAUCCGAGAGUUCUCAGAACAGCAACAACGAAAACAAAAACCCUAAGCUUAAGCAAUCCAAGGUUCAGAUCAAAAACCCUUCCUCCUCCCGAAGACAAUCGUCUUCCAAAUACAGAGGCGUGAGACAGAGAGCUUGGGGAAAAUGGGCGGCUGAGAUUCGAGAUCCCUUUAAGAGAAGCCGUAUUUGGCUUGGUACUUACGAUACUGCAGAAGAAGCUUCUCAAGCUUAUGAGUCGAGGAGGCUGCAGUUUGAAGCUAUGGCGGCAGAAAUGGCUGUUGAAGAAGGCAACAGGACCGUAUCCUCAUCCGCCGCUGUUCUUUCAGAGAGCACUGCGGAGACCACCGUAUCCCACACCUCACCAUCGUCGGUUUUCGAAUGGGACGAUUCAACUUCCCAAAGCCAAGAUUUGAAAGUGGGAGAUUCAAUCAAAGAAGAAACAGGCACGAAUAUGAACUACCUUCAAGAAGCCGAUCAGAGCCAUCCGUUUAUAGACGAAAUAAACAUGGGGAUCAAUUUUGAUUCGAUUCUAGCGGAUGGAAUCGGAAUGUUCUUGGAGGAUUUUGUAAGUUUAGAGAACACCCAGAUUUUUGGGUUCGGCGAUGAUGAACCCAGCGGCUUUCCAAAUGCGGAUUUCGGGGAUUUUGGGAACGAUGACAUUUCUUGUUGGCUUGAUGAUUCCAUCAACAUUACCUGCCCUUAAAUUUUUGCAGCUUAGGGGUUUUCCUUUCUCAAUUGUUUUGUCCAUUGAGAAAUUCCCUUUUUUAAUUUGGUUUUCUGAGAGUGAAAAUGAGAGAGUGUUCUUCUCUCAGUCUGCCAUUUUGGUUACGAUUAAAAGAUUUUGUCAACUCUGUGUGAAAUUGGUUAAUCAAUAUCGAUAUCAAUGUUCCUAAUC
This is a messenger RNA of Cucurbita pepo subsp. pepo (vegetable marrow), 1294 nucleotides long. Lineage: Eukaryota; Viridiplantae; Streptophyta; Magnoliopsida; Cucurbitales; Cucurbitaceae. The record is from RefSeq and is a predicted model, not a curated record.